Molecule: messenger RNA, 1488 nt
Organism: Fomitopsis serialis
Lineage: Eukaryota; Fungi; Basidiomycota; Agaricomycetes; Polyporales; Fomitopsidaceae
Exons: 2
Coding region: 1-1488 (495 amino acids)
Biological process (GO): DNA-templated transcription
Molecular function (GO): zinc ion binding; DNA binding
Source: RefSeq, a predicted model, not a curated record
AUGCCGUACCAGAGCAGUUGGCACGACGGGGCCAUUAUAAACAAGAUCGUCAAUGGUGCACGACCUCAGCGUCCGCCCGACGCUGCGCGUCUUGGGCUAUCUGACACCAUCUGGUGUAUCAUGGGGAAGUGCUGGAACGGAGUUCCUUCCACAAGACCAUCCAUACUGGAGGUGAUCUCCGACUUGGAACAUGAGUGGAGCUCGUGGUUCCGCUCACACAGACCCACGGAUGCAGAGAAGGAGGCGGGGGCAGCAACUACCGGGUCUCAGGCGAUGCAAAACACGUCUGGUAUGUUCUUGGGCCCUACCAGCAAUGUGUUCGCCGUGAACCAGUUCGUCGGCGGGCGACCUUCACAGGGCCUUCCGGGCUUUUUGUCGAACCAUGUCCCCGUUCUCGACGUGCGUCACCAUGACGCAGAUAUUGUCGCCCAGCUCCCGGACCACAACACCGUGGAGUACCUCAUCAACCAUUAUUUCGAAUGCUGCAACUGGAUCUACCGCUUCGUCCAUGAACCAACCAUUCGCGAUGCGUGGUGGCGGUUCAGAAACGGCCAGUCUAUGACCCGCGUCGAGCUCGCCACUGUUUGUGUCGUUAUCGCCAUCGCUAUCCAAUAUCUCCCUCUGAGUCGUCACAAACUCUUCUCCGCCCUCCGCGGCAGUGCAAUCGAAUUGGGAAACACUUGCUUUAAGUUGUCCCGCGAUCUUCUCGAGCGUCACCGCGAGAUCACGCCGACACACACGCUCGAGUUUGUCGAGCUCCUUUUGGCGCAGACCCACUAUCUCAUUGUCUUCGAGACGCGCCUUGAGGAGGUCUGCAUUAUGUGCGGCGAGCUGCUCACUAUCGCUACCGCUAUGGGCCUGCACUGCGAUCCUCAGAACGUCUUGCCGGUCGAGCUGGCUGAACGUCGCCGCUGGGCGUGGUGGAACCUUAUACUCAUCGAGCGCUGGCAGGCCUUCUGUCUUGGCCGGCUUAACCACAACGGCUCUGAUCACUUUGACGUCCAGCUGCCUGCGGAGAAUCCGAACCCCUUCGGCUCGGACAGGCUCUUUCUGCCGCACUUCGCCCUCUUCAAGCUCAUGCACAUCUCCGCAGCGACCUUGGACGAGGCGACGGCGAAACUCCAGGUCACCUGGUCGGUCCUGCAGCAGAAGGAUAAGCUGUUGACUGACUGGUUCGCCGAGCUCCCUCAUGAAAUGCUCCAGGAAGGUCAAGAAUUGAUCGACGGCCUCGCCAGCCUACACCCAGUUGUUCGCCGUCCCGCUGUCCAGGGCACGAUCUUGCGCUUCAUGUACAACUCCCUCCGCUUCACGCUCCACCGUCCCUGGAUCCUCUUGCCGACGAGCUUGGAUGUCGCGAGACAAUGCGCAUCGGAGCUGCUCCGUUUGAUGGCGAAGGUGAAGGCCUCGCACACGCCGGCCCACUUCAUGUGUGGCCCCUUCCAAACGGAAGUGGCCGCAACGUUUCUCUCCCAGCGAAGUUCAUCAUAA